UUCAACACCUGCUCCCGACGCUGCGACCAUGGACGAUUGGUACGAAACGUCUGAGGCUCUGUACCUGUCGCUGCUCGGGCUCUGCCAGUCUGAGACCUCAAGUGAUGACGAAAAUGCCAGCAAGGCCCCCACCUUCGAUCCUGAACUGGUCAUCGCCCACUGCUUCAAGCAGUUCAAGCAGGAGGACUUCCACCUGCCUCAGAGCCGCCGGCGGGUCAUCAUCUUGCCUCAAAAAGAGGAUCCGAUGCCCAUCAAUCUCAUGGCCCAACCCCAGACUCCCCCACAGCCGAUCUCCAGCUUCCAAGCCCUGGGAGCUGGGGACAUCCAAGGCCAGCCAGACGACGUGAGGACCUGGCUGAGCCGGAGGCUGAAGCUUCGCCAGGACCUGGAGUCAUUUGGCAGCGUAGAGAGGUGGCUUCAGAACAAGCCCAGCCUCACACCUUCAGAGGCCAAGGUCUUGCACAUGAUCCAGAAGGAGCAGGAGGACCAGUUGUUAGACCACCUGACUACUAUCAGAGCCACCAAGAAGAGCCCCCGGCCCUCCCGCCGACUGGUGCCCCAGCUCCGGUUGCCCAAGCCCUCUGCCUUAUCAGCCUUGUACUCCUACCUGCACAGCCGCAAGAUCAAGAUCCUGGAGAUAUUUAGCAAAGUGGACGGGGGCGAGCACCAGAAGAUCUCUAGGGAGGAGUUCAUUGUGGCUCUGAAGGCGGUUGGAGUCCCUCUGAAAAACCAGGAGGUGGAAGAUGUUGUGAUCUAUCUCAGCUCUCUGGGAAAGGACAACAGUAUCACCACAGAUAUCCUAGUCAAUACCUACAAGCAGUGGUGUCUGGCUCAUCAGAAAAGCACCCUGGCAACUGCAAGGGAGCAUUAUAGACCUGCCAAGAUCAGAGUUUCCCCAUCGUGUCUGUCCAAGAAGCAGGUGAAUUUAGCCCCACAACCGUGCAAGAUGGACCUGCUGACCGUGCCCGUGGUUGACACCCAGAUGGAGGCACGGCCCCUGACUCUGGAGGAGAUGGAGGACAUUGGCAAGCGGUACCGCGAGAGGAGGCGGAAGCACAAGCUCAAGAUCCCCUCCAUCCAGUACACGGAGCGUUGCCGCCUGGUGCGCAGCGGGAAUAAGCACUUUGAUGAGCACUGCCUCCCAUCCACCAUCCAUGGGGAGAUGAAGGAGCUCAUCAACAAGUCCCGCAGGGACAACUUUCUGGUCUACCUGCAGUGCUGCAAGCUCUGUGAGUCCUACGGCCUCCCACUGACAGAGGACAUCCUCGUGAAAGCCCUGCUGUACCCAGGGGACAAGAUCAUUUUCCAGAAGGACCAGGUACGCCCAAUCCGGCAGCCAGGAGGCUACUACUCAGAUAUGAAGAUCUUCAGUCCAAAUCUGGCUCUGCUCAAGUUCCAGGGCUUCAGCGAUGUUGUGGCUAAGAAGACUGACAAGAAGACACCAAAGAAAAUCAAGAAGAUACACUUUAAGGAGUUUGAGGAGUUCACCAGGAAGCUGCAGGCGAAGAGGUCCAGGGCUUCACUGCGAACUCACCCCAAUUUCUUCUGGCCGGGUCACCUCCUGGACAAGCUGCAGCUCUAUCUGCCCACUGUGGCCAUGGACAGGAGCCUGGCACUCUUCAGUUGUGUCCAACCCCAGCCCCAUGCCUACUCAGCCACCUACCACCCCAACCACUGGUGGCCUAUUGGGAACAUGAACUACAUGACCUGUGCCUAUUACGAUGCCUCCAAGGUCUACUACAUCGACUAGAGUGGCCCAGGUGUUGUCCGACCCAGCCAUCCUGGGGCUGUGGCCAGUGCAGCUAGCAGCCCAAUGCCACAGACACAGCGGGAAGUGUAAAGAGCCAGAUAAAAGAAAUCAUUUCAGUGCGAUGGCCUGGAGCCAGCUCUCUCUUCAGCAAAAAUGUCCAGUGUCUCAGAGG
This is a messenger RNA of Prionailurus viverrinus (fishing cat), 1922 nucleotides long. It is a transcript of the gene EFCAB12, whose product is annotated as EF-hand calcium binding domain 12. Gene Ontology annotation, molecular function: calcium ion binding. The record is from RefSeq and is a predicted model, not a curated record. Bases 29 to 1750 code for a protein of 573 amino acids. The transcript has 9 exons. Lineage: Eukaryota; Metazoa; Chordata; Mammalia; Carnivora; Felidae.